UCUACAACCUUAAAAACAUUUGUCCCUCCCUCAGAAGCAGUUAAACUCUCUGCUUCUUCAUUCUCCACAUUACUCUCUCAUAUAAAAUUAUUGAUUAUUAAUUGUUGAAUCUUAUAUAGAAUUCAACAAGAUACUACCACCAAUAACAACCAUUGAAUAAGAAGCCAUCAUCAUUAUCACUUAAUUAAACAGAAACUUCUCUUUUUCCUUCUCAUAUGCUUCAACAACAACAACAACAACAACAACAAGAACAGUGAAUUAUAUAUAAUCCUAAGAAGAAGAUUAUGGGAAUAUUGCAUGAUGAUGUAGUGAUAUUCAGGGAGGCAGAGAAAGAAGGAGAUCCAACAGUGAUAACAGUGAACUGUCCUGACAAAACUGGUCUUGGUUCUGAUCUGUGUCGAAUCAUACUCUUCUUUGGUCUUAGCAUUGUAAGAGGAGAUGUGUCAACAGAUGGGAAAUGGUGUUACAUAGUAUUGUGGGUGGUUGGGAAAGAGAAUACAAGAUGGAGUUUGUUGAAGAAGAGGCUAAUUGGGGCAUGCCCUUCUUGUUCCUCAGCUUCUGGAAUCUCUUAUUACUCUUCUGAUUUCCAUCCACCUAAGCCUCCUCAUGUCUUUCUUCUCAAGUUUAGUUGCUAUGAUCGCAAAGGCCUUUUACAUGAUGUUACAGAGGCUCUAUGUGAACUAGAGCUUGUCAUAAAGAAAGUGAAGGUAUCUACUACACCUGAUGGCAAAGUCAUGGAUCUCUUUUUCAUCACAGAUACAAGAGAACUUAUGCAUACCGAAAAGAGAAAGGAAGAUACCAAAGAAUAUUUAAGAGGGGCAUUGAAGGAUGCCAUCAUUGAUAUAGACAUUGAAUUGGUAGGGCCGGCGGCGGAUGUUUGCUCGCCAGCAUCAUCGUUUCUUCCGGCGACAAUCACCGAUGAAAAAACGAUUGGAAACAGAACGCUAAUACGGUCGGAUGAAGUGACUAUCACUAUGGACAAUACUCUUAGUCCUGCUCAUACCCUUGUCCAAAUCAUGUGCCAAGAUCACAAAGGUCUUAUCUAUGAUAUCAUGAGAACUCUUAAGGACUACAACAUUCAGAUUUGUUAUGGUAGAUUCUAUGUUAAAGAGAGAGGAAAAUGUGACAUUGAUUUGUUCAUCAUCACAAAAGGAGAUGGGAAGAAGAUUGUAGAUCCAAAGAAGCAGCAUUCUUUGUCGUCCCGGCUUAGGACGGAGCUACUCCAUCCGGUCAGAGUAGGCGUCCAUAGCCGGGGACCCGACACGGAACUUCUCGUUGCCAAUCCUGUCGAGUUGUCCGGCAAGGGACGUCCUCUCGUUUUCUACGACAUUACUCUUGCUCUCAACAUGCUUCAAAUUUGCAUUUUUUCGGCUGAAAUCGGAAGACAUGUGAUCGGAGACCGGGAAUGGGAGGUAUACAGAAUCUUACUUGAUGAAGGAGGAGAAGGGUUAUCUCUUCCGAGGAAUAAGAUUGAAGAAGGAGUUUGGAAAAUGCUGAUGGGUUGGGAGUGAUAGAUCCAUGAUUUUGUUCAUAGUCUAGUGUACAAUUGUACAUAUACAUAUAACAAGCUCCUUAAUUUUUAUCCUAUAUAUAGUUUAUUAGGUGUUAUCUCUUUUAAUUUAUCAUAUUUGUCAAGUUACACAUUUGUAAUUCUAACUUAUAUGUAUAUAUAAGAAAAAUGAUAAGGCCAUA
Molecule: messenger RNA, 1692 nt
Organism: Arachis stenosperma
Lineage: Eukaryota; Viridiplantae; Streptophyta; Magnoliopsida; Fabales; Fabaceae
Product: ACT domain-containing protein ACR10-like
Exons: 5
Coding region: 285-1511 (408 amino acids)
Source: RefSeq, a predicted model, not a curated record